AGGUUUAUAUUUUAGUUAGAAGUAGAACAAAAUUUAACAAAAAAAAAAAAAAAAAUCCAUUUAUUUAUUUUUGAAAGCUAUUCCUCAAUCAAUGGCUUCUUAACCCAUUCAUCCCUGACCUAUUCUCAAACUGUAGUGAUGAAGCUCUCCCUUAAGCUCCAAGGCGACCGCCAUGACCAGAGCACCCUUCACCACCAGAUCCCUCUGGUAACAGCUAAGGUACCCAUCUCCAUAUUCAACCAACCAUUCCUCACUUCCGUCUCCACCACCCCCACGGCCACAACCACCUCCCCUUCCUCCCACCUCUCAUUCUCUCUCUCCUCCUUCUUCAAAUCCGGUCCUUCUCUUAAGUUUACAUACUCUCCCACCUCCGCAACUUCCCCGCCUUUCUCUCUCUCCCUCAAGUCCGGUCUCGGUCUCUUCGGCUCCGCGGACGAGUCUCCUCUCGUUUUCAAAGCUCACUUCACGUUCUCCUCCACCAACCCCUCAUUCUCUCUCCAUUUCAAACCCCAAUUUGGCAAUUUCUCUCUCAGAAAGACCACUUUCUCCAACCCUAAUGGCGAUCGGGUUUCUGGGUCUGCCUCCGUUCGCGAUAUCUCUUUGGAGUCUGGUGGGUUGGAAGAUGGGUUCGUUCCCGAAGGUUCUUCGGGAUGGCAGGAGCUGAAAUUGGAGCCUUGUAGUGGCAAAAAUGGGGUUGUAGGCGGUGAUUCUAAUGAGGGUAAGUCUGGGGUUUACACUAAUGGUGGAGUUGAGAGGUCUCUGUCUUGGAAGGAGCCUGAGAAAGAUGGCAUUUUUUCUGGGAUAGCUGUAAUGGCGAAGACUGUAUUGCCGGUGACGAAACGGGUGACAAUGAAUAUGAGAUGGGGUGUGGGUUUACCCUCGAAUUUGGGAUCGAAAUUGCCUUGUUUGACGUUGAAUAAAAUUGGGAUAGAGAGAGUGGAGGAGGAAAAUGAAGAGGAGAAGAAUAAGAACAAGAAAAAGAGUGACGAGAGUAAUGUGAGUGAUUUGGAGUUGUUGAAGGGUAUGUGUUUUUGGAUGAAAAGGGAUUUGGAGUUGUUGGAGAAAGAGAAUAAGGAGAUGAAGCAGAGCUUGGAGAAAAUGCAGUUUGGAGCUCCUGGCAAACAUUUUCGAGGUGGGAGUGAUAAUGGCGGGAAGAUUAUGCAGUUGCCUUCAGGGGAGAGUACGAGCGAGUUUGAGCAGUGGAAGAAAAGCAAAAAGACUGCAAAAGAAGAGAAUGGAAAAAGAGAUUCGAAGAAGUCUUCUACCAAUCAGACGAGUGACCUGGAGUCUGAAUUGGAGAAGGCUAUCAAGGCUGCUUCAUCUUCCUGAGGUGGGGUAGUUGUAAUGUUGAGUUUUAUUCUUCAAUCAUAGUAUAUAAAAAACAAAGCGUAGGGUCCGAUAAAGAGCUGGCUACUCGAUGAAAUGAAGGUCCUGGAGGGGUUUGUUUAAAUUGAGGGUAGUGUAACUUCUAGAAUGACAAUUGGGAAUCUUUGCAAUGGUUGCAGCCAUUGAUUCCACGUUUCAUUUUUCCUAUUGCUUUUGAUGUAUGAACAAUUUAUUUUCAACAUCAUGGUUUUACUGUGUUUUUUAGUUUUGGUUCCCUUUAUUGGUAAUUCUGAAAUGCUUACUUUGGUUACUUUAUUCAAAUUUAUAUAAAGGAUUUUAUUCUUGUA
Humulus lupulus (European hop) is the source of this 1673-nucleotide messenger RNA. RefSeq lists its product as uncharacterized. Lineage: Eukaryota; Viridiplantae; Streptophyta; Magnoliopsida; Rosales; Cannabaceae. The transcript has a single exon. The record is from RefSeq and is a predicted model, not a curated record. The coding region runs from base 139 to 1329 and encodes 396 amino acids.